AGGGGCCGGAAUGCUCACAGCCCACAGUAUAAAGGCAGCCGCGGUGGCGGUGGCGGAGCAGAGCCCCGCAGUCAGGACUCUGGGACCGGUGGAGGCUCUCGGAACCCUGGCUCUGCAGCUGCGCCAGCACAGCUUCGUGGGAUCCAGGCUUGCAAAGCGACAUUCCUCCUUUCUCUUUGUCUCCCUUGAGUCCUUCUGAGAUGACGGCUCUGGGCACAGCGGGUGCUGCCCGGGUGUUGGUUACCCUAGUAGCUGCGGCUCUUUGCGGUCACCCUCUGUUCAGAGUCAGUGCCACCUUGAACUCGGUUCUCCUCAAUUCCAACGCCAUCAAGAACCUGCCCCCACCGCUGGGCGACGCUGCCGGGCACCCAGGCUUCGCAGUCAGCGCUGCUCCGGGAAUUCUGUUCGAGGGCGGCAACAAGUACCAGACCAUUGACAACUACCAGCCGUACCCGUGCGCCGAGGACGAGAAGUGCAGCACCGAUGAGUACUGCGCGAGUUCCACCCGCGGAGCGGGUGCAGGCGCGCAAAUCUGCCUCUCCUGCAGGAAGCGCCGCAAACGCUGCAUGCGUCACGCUAUGUGCUGCCCUGGGAAUUACUGCAAAAAUGGAAUAUGUAUGCCUUCUGAUCACAAUCAUUUCAAUCGAGGAGAAAUUGAGGAAACCAUUAUUGAAAGCUUUGGUAAUGAUCACAGCACCUUGGAUGGGUACUCCAGAAGAACUACACUGUCUUCAAAAAUGUAUCAUACCAAAGGACAAGAAGGUUCUGUCUGUCUUCGAUCAUCAGACUGUGCUACAGGGUUGUGUUGUGCUAGACAUUUCUGGUCCAAGAUCUGUAAACCUGUUCUCAAAGAAGGUCAAGUGUGCACCAAGCACAGGAGAAAAGGCUCUCACGGGCUGGAGAUAUUCCAGCGUUGUUACUGUGGAGAAGGUCUGUCUUGCCGGAUACAGAAAGAUCACCAUCAAGCCAGUAAUUCUUCUAGGCUUCACACCUGUCAGAGACACUAAGCCAGCUGUCUGAACACAGUGGACUCCAUUUACAUAAUAUAUGCUAUGAAAACUGUUUGUGACUUUUGUGAGCUCAAUCCUUAAGGAUGUACAAAUUCUGUGGUUACAGUUAAGCAUUCCAAUAAUACCUUCC
Molecule: messenger RNA, 1140 nt
Organism: Orcinus orca (killer whale)
Lineage: Eukaryota; Metazoa; Chordata; Mammalia; Artiodactyla; Delphinidae
Gene: DKK1
Product: dickkopf WNT signaling pathway inhibitor 1
Exons: 4
Coding region: 201-1007 (268 amino acids)
Biological process (GO): negative regulation of canonical Wnt signaling pathway; multicellular organism development
Cellular component (GO): extracellular region
Molecular function (GO): co-receptor binding; receptor antagonist activity
Source: RefSeq, a predicted model, not a curated record